Messenger RNA from Caenorhabditis remanei, 1941 nucleotides. RefSeq lists its product as uncharacterized. The coding region runs from base 1 to 1941 and encodes 646 amino acids. The transcript has 9 exons. The record is from RefSeq and is a predicted model, not a curated record. NCBI's taxonomy places the organism in Eukaryota, Metazoa, Nematoda, Chromadorea, Rhabditida, Rhabditidae. Gene Ontology annotation, cellular component: mitochondrion. Gene Ontology annotation, molecular function: carnitine O-palmitoyltransferase activity. Gene Ontology annotation, biological process: fatty acid beta-oxidation.
AUGCUCCGUUCAUCAAACUUGUGCCGAUCGAUAGCGGCAACGCGUGGUAAACAUGCUCUGAGUGGAGACGACUAUCAGUAUCUGGAAAAGUCGGAAAUUCCAUCGUAUCACUUCCAAAAGUCGCUGAGACGUCUACCAAUCCCAAAACUUCCAGAUACCGUCAACAGAUAUCUCGCCUCCUCGAAAGCUGUUCUUUCACCAGACGCUUUCGCAAAAACUGAAGCUGCAAUCAGAUCAUUCGAAACAAAUGAAGGUCCAAAACUGCAAGAAUCACUCCUUGAGUAUGACAAAGCUCAUCGUGACACCAGUUAUAUUUCUGAGCCUUGGUUUGAUAUGUAUUUGAGAGCUAGGGUUCCGGUGGCUGUUAACUACAAUCCAUUCAUGAUGUACGCUCCGGAUCCAGAUCCGAAAUUCAACGACCAGCUCACACGUGCCACAAAUCUAGCUAUUUCCUAUGCAAGAAUCAAGCGAUCACUCGAUGAAAACCUUUUGGGACCAGAGGUUUUCCAUAUGAAUCCAAAGAAGAGUGACACGAAAUUGUUCAGAACUGUUUGCAAAACUCUUCCACCAAGCCUCUCUUGGUUUGGAGCUGUUGCUUUCAAGGCCUUUCCAUUGGAUAUGUCCCAAUACAAGUCUUUAUUCUGUGGAUCCAGAAUUCCGAAAAAAGAGAAAGAUGUUCUUUACCUGGAUUCUACCCAAAAGCACUUUGUUGCUUUCUACAAAGGUGUACCUUAUUCUGUUCGUAUCUUCGACGAUUCUGGAAGUCUCUUGGAACCAGAAGACAUUCAUGCCUCUCUCGCUUGGAUUCUUCAAAACGGAAAGGAAGCCAAACCGGAAGAGAGUGUUGGUUCGUUAACUUCCCUUGACCGUGAUUCGUGGGCUGAAGCUCGUAUUGAGCUUGAAAAUGCAGGAAACGGUGAACAUCUCAAGAAAAUCGACGGUGGUCUAUUCGCUAUUUGCCUCGAUGAUUUGAAAACGGAGGAACACAAACGACUUGUUCAAUCUCUUCUAAUUGGUGACGAUGCUCGUAAUCGUUGGUUCGAUAAGUGCUUUCAAACUAUCAUUGAUGCCAAUGGUCAAGCCACAAUCAACUUUGAGCACUCUUGGGGAGAUGGAGUAGCUGUUCUCCGUUUGAUGGAGGAGUCUUUCAAAGACACCAACAAGAAUCACUUUGUUUCUCCAGAUGACAAACCAAAGUCACAUAAUCCUGCUCACGUGGAAGCUUUGAACUUUAAACUAACUGAUUCCCUUAAAGCAAGAAUUCAAGAGGCUCAAAAGACUCACGUUUCGGCUAAUUCAGAUCUUGAUUUUGCAACUAUGGAGUUUGAAGGACUUAAUAGAGAUCUUAUCAAAAAAACCAAACUCUCACCGGACUCUGUAAUGCAAUUGGCUAUUCAAAUGGCAUUCUACUCCCUCUACAAGGAGUUCGUACCAACUUAUGAAUCUUGUUCAACCGCUGCGUUCCUGAAGGGAAGAACGGAGUGUAUGAGAUCUGCGACCGCUGCAACUCGAACUGCUACACUUGCUAUUCUUGAAGAGAAUCGCAAAGAUGUUCGACAACUUUUGUCCGACUGUUCCAGUCAGCACUUCCAACUCGUCAAAGAAGCUUCAAUGGGUCAAGGCUACGAUCGUCAUUUGCUCGGUCUCAAAAUCACUGCACAACGUUUAAGUCAGCCAAUUCCUGACUUCUUCCAAGAUCCAGGAUACGCCAGAAUGGGACAUUUCGUUUUGUCUACAAGUACAUUGUCUACUGAAACAAUUGUAUUCGGAGGCUUUGGACCCGUUGUUCCAGAUGGAUUUGGUAUUGGGUAUAAUGUAGUUGCAAGCAAGUUGGGAGCUGUCAUUUCCAGCAAUAAGUCAAAACGAGAUGCAGCUGCUUUCUCAAACGCUCUUUACAAGAGUUUGGAUAUUCUUCGUGGACAUCUUCUCGAGUCGAAGUAA